Molecule: messenger RNA, 4190 nt
Organism: Symphalangus syndactylus (siamang)
Lineage: Eukaryota; Metazoa; Chordata; Mammalia; Primates; Hylobatidae
Source: RefSeq, a predicted model, not a curated record
CUGGCCGGGCACAGUGGCUCACGCCUGUAAUCCCAGCACUUUGGGAGGCCGAGGCGGGUGGAUUACCUGAGGUCAGGAGUUCAAGACCAGCCUGGCCAACAUAACAUGGUGAAACCCCCGCCUCUACUAGAAAUACAAGAAUUAGCCGGGUGUGGUGAUACACCCCUGUAAUCCCAGCUACUCGGGAGGCUGAGGCAGGAGAAGUGCUUGAGCCCGGGAAGCAGAGGUUGCAGUGAGCCGAGAUAGUGCCACUGCACUCCAGCCUGGCCGACAGAGCGAGACUCUGUCUCAAAAAAAAAAAAAAAGCAGAGGGGUCUUCCUUAUCAUGCUGGCCUGUUUGGUCAGAUGAACAUCUUCAUUUGCCUUGGUGAUGUGGCACUUUUGCAUGAAUAACUCCAUUUUGGUGUGGUCUGUUGGAGCCUAGUGCUGGAGCUGAGUCCGAACCAAUGGCCUCCUAGUAUUUUAUUUAAUAACACUUAAUUUCUUCCUUUUUUUUUGAGACGGAAUCUUGCUCUGUUGCUCAGGCUGGAGUGCAGUGGCGCCAUCUUGGCUCACUGCAACCUCCACCUCCUAGGUUCAAGCGAUUCUCCCGCCUCAGCCUCCCGGGUAGCUGGGACUACAGGCGUGUGCCACCACGCCCGGCUAAUUUUUGUAUUUUUAGUAGAGACGGAGUUUCACCAUGUCGGCCAGGCUGUUCUCAAACUCCUGGCCUCAGAUGAUCCGCCCGCCUCGGCCUCCGAAAGUGCUGGGAUUAUAGGCAUGAGCCACCGCGCCCGGCCGAUAACACACUUUCAUUUUGAAGACAGGCGGCUUGAAGUAGCAAAAAUUGAGACCGAAAAUGGCGACGUUACACAUUCUCCAACUCCCCACUAAUUUACAUACCGAUCAAUUUCAGAGGCAAUCUCGUGUAACCCUAAAGGAGGAAGAGGUCAGACCUCUGGAGAGCCUGGAGCAGCUCCAGUUCAAGUUCAGAGAUCCAGGGAGCCCAGAAUGCACAGCGCCGCGGGGGUGCCUCCCGCCAGCAGGCGGCGCUGUGGGAUCCCUGCCGGAGCUGUGUCCAGGCACAGGAAAGGCAGAGCGUUCUCAGCAUGCCCUGCCUGUUCCCUGGGCAACGGCCGCCGCCGAGCGAGAUCCCGGGGUCGCGCAGGGUGCGGCUGGGACUGAAGGGCGCAGGCCCCGCGUACGGAGGCCGCCCCUGCUUUUCCUCCGCAAGACCAGAGCUCAGACUACGGCAGGACUAGUCCCUGGGGUUCCCUCUCGGGUCUCAGACCCUCUGUGGGCGGUCGCGGGAGGGCUCGGGCUCGCAGGAUCUGCAGGUGUUGGGGCUGGGGCAGUGGGGAGUGGUCCGUGGGCCCAAGAGGACGAAGCGGAGUCGGGCGGUUCCGACCGGAAGGAGGCGCCUCCCUGGGGCUGCCCUGACUUAGUAAAACCUGCGGGGAAGCCCUGGCCGGGGAGCCUUCCCCCGGCUCGCUCCCUGGGGCCUGGACAAAAGGCCGUGAAGGAAACGCAGCCCUGGGCUCUGCGCUCUUUGGAACAGAGACUGCGAUUUUUCAUCCUCGUUUCCCACCUAGUGUGGGGCCCCCGUGGGUGCUGUACAAACGCUGUGGAAUCAAAGAAUUAAUCAGUGGAGGAGUCCUGCACGCACCCCUUGAUUUUACUCAGUCCAGAGUUUUCGGAGACUGCCUGCUUUCCUAAGCGCAGCUUGUGGGCGGAGACUCUGCUGGACGAGGUGCAGAUUGGGAGGAAGACCAGGAAAUUACGGAGUCUUGCUCUGUUGCCUAGGCUGGAGUGCAAUGGCCUUCCAAACUGCUGGGACUACAGGCAUGAGCCACAGCACCCGGCCAGAAUUAUUCUUUAAUCUUGUUAUCAACCAGACAUGAAUAAUAACUAGAUACUUCCCUUAACUUCCAUGGAAACAAGAUGAUGUGAGGACAAAUGAGCAUGGCUGCCUUUUAGGUGGUCUUCAGAGGUAAGGCCACGCUAGAAAUUGCACAGAAAAAAGGUAUGAGUCAUUUCAAAGACUAACCUAGGAUCUGACAUAAAGGACCCGGAUUGCCAAGGGCCUCAAUCUCUACCUCCUAAAGCACACAGACGUGAGGGCUCUGCCUGUCUCUUUAAGAGCUUCUUGGUAGGGGACCCUGCACCUGCCCUGACUACUGGGUGAAUAGCCAGCUAAUGCAACACCAGCGGACCCCCUUCAAAGACUCACACUGGUAGGUGCCCCAAGUACCAGCAGAAGCCCAGUGGGCCCUCGGCUCUCCAGGGCUGUGAGGCUGUGCUGUGGGGAGCUUUUCCAGUGCAGUGAGUGUGCCCAGAACCUGCACCUAUGGGUGAAGCUUGUUGGCUGCUAGCUCAGGCCUACUGGUGAGUGUGGUAGAGCUUCCCAUAGAAGAGGAGCCUAAAUCCCCACGGCUUGCACAUGCAAGACAGAAGCCUUUAAAUCCCGUGCGUAUGACAGAAGCUUCCAUCAGAAAAGCACCAGCAGGGACACUGGGGAGAGAGGCCAGUCCCUUGUUCUGAGUGUGGCAGGGGCUUCACCAGGAACUCGAAGCUCACGACCCGUAUCAGUCUGCACACCGAGAAGAAGCUAUUUGUGUGCCCUGAGUGUAAGAAGAAUUUCCACCUACUCAGCCAUCAGCACCUGCACAAAGGGGAGAGACCACACCUGUGCCAAGAGUGCAGCCAGCACUUCGCUUGUAGGGUGACAUGAGGGCCCACCAGCACCUAUGCAGCGGAGAGGGUGCAUUCUCCUGCAAUGAGUGUGAGAAAACCUUCCCCUGAAGUCCAAGGUCAUCACUCGCGUCCCACUGCACACAGGUAAGCUGCCUUUCCAGUGCCCAGAGUUUCCACUUCAUGGCCGACAGGAAGUCCACCAGCAUGUCCACAGUCAGAAGAGGCCUCUUCCUGCAGGAGAGGGUGGCAAGAGCUCCACUCACCAGAGCUCCCCAAGCUGCUCAGAGUGCAUGGUGGGGAGAAGCCCUUCCAGUGCCCAGACACUGAAAAAAAGGAGUACCUGCUUGCCUCCCAGGGCCUACACACAGGGCAGAGACCCUUCCAGUGCCCAAAUGUGGCCAGACAUCCCUCCUGAAGAAGCACAUGAAGACGCACUGUGGCUGGUACAGUGGGCAGUGGCAUUCUCCUGAAGUGAAUGUGGCAAAGGCUUUUCUCAUCAGGACAAACUCGGAGUGCACUGAAGUCCCCACCAGGGAGAAGUCCUUUCAGUGUCCCAGUGGUCAGAAAAGGGACCACCUGAAGACUGACAUGAAGGCCAUCAGUGCUGAAAUGGGCGAGACCUUUCUCCUGUGGCCAGUGUGACAAGAGCUUCACUCAGGAGCCCGGGUCACCAUCUCCUGCAGGGCACGUGCAGGGCAGAGGCCCGAUGACUCAGCCCAACAGAGCCUCCUCCGAUGGUGGUGGCUUGAAAGCGAGAGCGGCAGGCACACCCAGUGAGUGGACACAGCCAGGUUCCAUGAGUGCUUCUUAGCUGCAGUGUUAGGCAGAUCAUGAAAGUGAAACUGGAAGGACCAUCAUUUUACAGUCGCAUGUCGGAUGCAUUCCUCUUGCUCCAUCCAUGCUUGCUCUUCUGUUGGAGACCCGCAGGGAAGAAGGGGUUAAAAACAUGUGAUAAUGAAUGAAAGUGACAGAAACAGACGGUCAGGAUUCUCUGCUGUCUCUCCAGGUAGAACAACUAGAUGGCUGUGCGCUCCCGUCCAUGCCGUGAACAUCCAUUUUGGGAUUAACAUUCUGAAUACUAUCUUAGGUAGAGGUUUGAUAUAUUUUGUUUUGUUUUAGUUGUUGUUGUUUUUGAGAUGGAGUCUCGCUCUGUCGUCCAGGCUGGAGUGCAGUGGCGCAAUCUCAGCUCACUGCAACCUCCGACUCCUUGGUUCAAGCAGUUCUUCCACCUCAGCCUCCAGAAUAGCUGGGAUUACAGGCAUGCACCACGACGCCCAGUUAAGUUUUGUAUUUUUAGUAGAGACAGGGUUUCACCAUGUUGGCCAGGCUGGUCUCCAACUCCCGACCUCAAGUGAUCUGCCUGCCUUAGCCUCCCAAAGUGCUGGGAUUAUAGGCAUGAGCCACCACGCCUGGCCUGUUUUAAAUUUUUUUAUUUCCAUGACACAGCCUCAAAAGGUCCUGACAUGUGCCCCUGAUAUAUUUUGCUAUUCAUAUUACAAAUAAAUGUAGUAUCUCAA